Molecule: messenger RNA, 2915 nt
Organism: Cicer arietinum (chickpea)
Lineage: Eukaryota; Viridiplantae; Streptophyta; Magnoliopsida; Fabales; Fabaceae
Product: receptor-like protein EIX2
Molecular function (GO): protein binding
Source: RefSeq, a predicted model, not a curated record
CUCCUAUAAGUAGUGGUGUGCUCAUUCAAGAAAAUGAAGAAAGAGUUUUAGAAUUAAGAACAUUUAGAAUCAAAAUGAUGGUGAAUAUGAGAGUCCUUCAACUAAUAGCAAAAUUUAUUGCAAUUAUACUAAUGCAUUGACACGUUCUAAGCGAUGGAGGAUUCAACAAUACUCAAUUCAUAGCCAAUGAAGCAGAGGCUCUUCUUGAGUUUAAGGAAGGCUUGAAAGACCCUUCAAAUCUUUUAUCUUCAUGGAAACAUGGAAAUGAUUGUUGUCAUUGGAAAGGAGUAGGAUGUAACACAACAACAGGUCAUGUUAUCUCCCUUAAUCUCCAUUCUUCUAAUUCCUUAGAUAAAUUGCAAGGUGAAUUAAGUUCAUCUUUGCUUCAAUUGCCAUAUUUAAGUUAUUUGAACCUUGGUGGCAAUGAUUUCAUGCAGUCAAAAGUGCCUGCUUUUCUAGGCAGUAUGAAAAAAUUAAAACAUCUAGAUCUAUCUCAUGCCACUUUAAAAGGAAGCAUCCCUAAUAAUCUUGGAAACCUUUCGCUACUCGAAUCACUUUAUUUGAAUGGCAAUGGUUUAUUUGUCAAUAAUCUAAAAUGGCUUCAUGGACUUUCUUCCUUGAAAACUCUUGAUUUAAGUGAGGUUGAUCUUAGUAGUUGCGAAAAUGAUUGGUUUCAUGACAUUAGUAUAAUACUUCCUUCACUUGAAACGUUGCGUUUAUCAGCUUGCCAACUUUACAAGCUACCUACAAAAUCUCCUUUAUCUAAAGUGAAUUUUGAUUCUCUUGUAACUCUUGAUUUGUCUAACAAUUAUUUCAACAGUAAUAUCACUGAUUGGUUGUUUGAAAACUGUCAUCACCUUCAAUACCUCAAUCUCUCAAAGAAUAAUUUACAAGGUCAAAUACCAUAUUCAAUAGAGAGGAUGACAACUCUUGCAACACUUGAUCUGUCACAUAAUACACUCAAUGGUUCAAUACCAGAUUCCAUUGAGAAGCUUUUGAAUCUUGUAGCACUUGAUUUAUCAAACAAUAAGCUCACUGGUUCAAUACCAUCAACAUUAGGCUAUAAUAGUUUGAAAGAGUUGCGUCUUUCAAACAAUCAACUAAAUGGUUCGUUGGAAAGAAGUCUUCACCAGCUGUCAAAAUUAGUUGUGUUGGAUUUAGCACAAAACAAUUUUAAGGGAAAUAUCAGUGAUGUUCAUCUAGCUAAGUUUAGGAACCUCAAAGUGUUGGACCUAUCUAUUAACCAUUUAAUAACUUUCAAUAUGAGUGAAAAUUGGGUCCCUCCUUUCCAACUUGAAACUAUAAGUUUGGCAAAAUGUUAUUUGGGACCUCAAUUUCCAAAGUGGAUUAAAACACAAAAGAACUUUUCUCAUAUUGAUAUAUCAUACGCAAGUAUCUCUGAUACUGUGCCGGAUUGGUUUUGGGAUUUGUCACAUAGUGUUGAGUAUAUGGAUCUCUCAAACAAUGAGCUGAGAAAAUGUAGACAUGAUUUUUCACAAAAAUUCAAACUUAAGACACUUGAUUUGAGCCACAAUAAUUUUUCAUGUCCCCUGCCUCGUUUGCCUCCUAAUGUGAGGACUUUGGAUCUGUCCAACAACUUAUUUUAUGGAUUAAUUACAAAAGUGUGUGAUGUAUUGGGUGUGACUAACUCAAUGGAAACUCUUGACUUAUCUUUCAAUAAUUUUUCAGGAGUCAUCCCAAAUUGUUGGACUAAUGGGACAGAAAUGAUUAUUCUAAACCUAGCUGAAAACAAUUUUAGUGGAUUAAUUCCUGAUUCCUUUGGUAACCUAAAAUAUCUCCACAUGUUGUUAAUGUACAACAAUAAUCUUUCAGGAAAAAUUCCAGACACUUUAAGAAAUUGUCAAUGGUUGACUUAUUUGGAUUUAGGGUCCAAUCGAUUUUGGGGGCCUAUACCAUUAUGGAUUGGUACAGACCUGCAAAUCCUAGAGGCACUAUUGUUGGGUAGAAAUUUGUUUGAUGAAAAUAUCCCAACAACACUAUGCCUACUCAAGUCUUUAGCAAUAUUAGACCUUUCUGAGAAUCAAUUGAAGGGAGAGAUUCCAAGAUGUGUCUACCCUGCAAUGACUACCAAUGAAAGUAUGAAUGAAAAAUCUUAUAUGGAGUUUCUUACAAUUAAAGAAAGUCUUUUGAACUAUCUUUCGACAAAAAAUCAUACACUUCUACUGAGAGUCAAAACUUUUGAUAUUAUAUUCUUUGGAAUUUUUGUUCAAUCUUUCAAAACUAUUGAUUUGUCAUCAAAUUUUUUAACACAUGGCAUCCCUGAUGAAAUUGCCAAGUUAGUAGAUUUGAGUUCAUUAAAUUUGUCGAAUAACCAGUUGGUGGGUUCUAUUCCUUCAAAAAUUGGUGAAAUGAAAAAGAUGGAAUCAUUUGAUUUGUCGAGGAACCAGUUAUCAUGUACAAUUCCCAAUGGCAUGGUUAAUAUGACUUUCCUUGUGGCUUUGAACUUAUCAUACAACACUUUGUCAGGGAAAAUUCCAUCCGGCCAACAAUUUGAUACAUUUAGCAACGAUCCACACCUUUGUGGUUUUCCACUCACAGAAACAUGCCCUGAAAAUGGAAACACUUCAUUCCACGACAUACAUUGCAGCGACAGUGAAGGGAACGUGCAUGAAGGCGAUCAAUCAGGCUUAGGUAUAGAUUCAUUCUACAUAAGCAUGGCUAUUGGUUUUUUCACUGGAUUUUGGGUAUUUUGGGGCUGCUUAAUAUUCAUUACAUCUUGGAGACAUGCUUAUUUCCGUUUUCUAAGCAACGUGAAUGAUAGGAUCUAUGUCACUGUAGUUCUUGCAUUUGCUAAAUUGCAGAGGAACAUUCUCAAUCAACAAUCUCCCCUGUAACCAAAAUCUAUGUUUGCUUUGUUAUUAUGAUUUUGAAUAAAAAUUUCUGCCUUAAACAUA